UCCACAAAAACAGGUAUUUACAGGGUAUUUAAGUUUUCGUUGUUGAUUUUCUAACCUUUCUUGUUUUUGUUUCAGGUAAUUUUCUGUGGCUGCUGCCGCUGCUGCUGCUUUUUUGUGAGUUUCUUGAAAGCAAAAAUUAAAAAACCCCACAGCUGAGUGAAGGAGACAGUCGGACUGCGUCAGAAUGAGACAGAGCUAGGUGGAGCAGAAGAAAAAUCUACAUGCGGUCCUCUAACUGUAAAGCACUUGGUCAGCAGCAGCAGCAACAAGUGGAACGCACAGCAACAACAACAGCAGCAGUAUUUGAGGCAGCAGCAAUAUCGUCAAGCGUAACUGUUGCAUAAACAACAAACGACAGAUAUAGAGAGAACCAGAUACUUUGGGGAUACAGGUGGCGAUAAAGAUACCGAAAUCUGAUAUAUAAAUGCUGUAGAACGAUGGCAACAGCAACAGUAACAGCAACAGCAACAGGUAGUGCCACAAGCAAUAUCGCUCGACCGAUGCGCGGUAUUUCCAUAAUCAUUGAAUCUGCAACAGCAACAUCAGAAACAGCUGCAACAACACCAACAACAACACCAACAACAACACCAACACUACCAAGUAUAAGCAACAGCAAUGCUGAAAUGUCGCUCAAGUCUCAGGCUGGCAUGUUGCUGGCAUUUGGCGACAGCAACAGUAACACCAAUAGCAAUACAACCAAAGAUAAUUUGGAAACUAGUUGCAACAUCGAAUCGCCAAGAGCAACAUCAGUAGCAGCGACAGCAACAGCAACAGCCACAGCCCCAGCAACAGCCACAGCAACUAAAAUCUAUCCCCAGUUGUUGCUACGGAUCGGUCAGUCAAAUGAUAAUGGAGAAAAUGCAACAGCAACUGCAACAACAGAAGCAGCAUCAGUAGCCACACCAGCAGCUGCAACAACUAUUAUCAGCUGCAAUGUAUUACCAGCUGACUCUGUUGAUGUUGCAGCCGCGAGAGAAAUUUCCAGCGGCGACAUUGCAGUUGCAGCAUCGACGGCAGCAACAUCGCCGGAUCACACGGUCAAAAUUCAAAUCGAGAGCCAAAACCAAAGUCAUCCACGGAAUCUUGGCAAGCAGAUAAGUGUCGUCAAGUUGAAUGACUCCGAGGCAAUGAUUUACCAGCAACAUCAGGAGAAGCAGCAGCAACAACAUCAGCAGCAUCAUGAGGAAGAUCAACAGCAUCAGCAACAACAACAUGAUAGUGCCGUUCAACAGCAACAUUUAUGCUUUUUGGUAUCCAGCGGACAAUAUUCGCCCUGUGAGACACUGGAUAGUGGCACUGGCUCCGAUCUGGAGAGCGUCAAGUCCCCAGAAUCGGGCAGUCAAGUGCCGAAAUUGGAGUUGCAUUUGAAAAACACACGACUGAAGGUUGUCGAUCAGUCGGAAAAAUCGCCAUCGAGAGCAUACAGCCUCACCGAUAGCGAAGAAUUGCAGGAAUACGAGAGCAGCAGUUCGUCCCUCAGUUGCGAUUCGUUGCAUUCUACAAAUUCGAAUAAUAAUACUCAUCAGGAAAUCCCCGAAAUUCAAGAGAUUCAAGAAAUUCGUGACACAAUUGCCACCAAAAUCGAUGGAAGACCUUUGCAAUACGAGGCGGAUAGAUUUUAUAAUUUCCAUGUGAAUGAACAUGACAAUUUCCGUAGUUUUGGUUCAUCGAGUUCAUCGGCUUCAUCAUCGCCGGAAUAUGAGUCAUCUGGUGGCUUUCCGGAUGUGCAGGAUACGCAGCAGGAUGCCUUUGUGGGCUACGGAGGAAAAGCGCCAGGAAACUCGACUAUACGAUCUGCCAAGGGAACGGUGAGGGGCGUCAAGAAUCGUGUGCGCAAUGGAGUAGCCACCUUCUUGCAACUGCAACAGCCCAAUGUCAAGAACUAUUUGGAAAAAGAUAUGGGAAAAGUAGUUUUGUAUACAACCAGUAUGGGAAUUAUCCGAGACACUUAUGCCAAGUGUGCCAAUGUCAAGCAAAUACUGAGAACUCUGCUAAUUAAAUUCGAAGAAAGAGACGUCUUUAUGAGUGUAGAAUAUCAACAGGAAAUGAGGGAAAGAAUGCACGAUGAGACCAUUAGAGUGCCCCAACUCUUUGUCGAGGGUCAGCAUUUGGGGGAUGCCGAUGUUGUGGAGCGGUUGAAUGAAAGUGGAGAAUUGCGACAGCUGCUGAAGCCUUAUAAGUCAAUUGCCACGGCGUAUACGUGCCAGACCUGCGGAGGAUAUAGACUACUGCCGUGUCCUUCCUGCAGCGGAUCAAAGAAGUCAGUGCAUCGGAAUCACUUUACGGCGGAAUUUGUGGCCCUCAAGUGCAUGAAUUGCGAUGAAGUUGGUCUCGUCAAAUGCCCGAAUUGCUGAGGGCUAGUCUACAAAAACAAAAAAACCAGAAAAAACCAUAGUCCCUCAGUGUCUUCCACGAAAAAACCCCAACCUCACCAUAUAAUAUUUGUAAUUGUAGUGUGUGUUUUUUUUUUAAUAUCUAUAUUGAAAUGACUUUUUUUUGUGCGCAAUUUUUGUAGUCGCUAUUUAACAGUUGUGAUAUUUGAGAGCAGUUUUUGGGCCGGAAGUGGAGGCUCGUAGAAGUGCAACGAAACGGAAAAGAAUUGGAAUGGAACAGAAGUUACCAUAAGAACGAAAUAUAACAGACACAAAAAAUAAAUAAAACUAUAUCAUUAUGUGAAUCGAAGAGAUAUCCAAUAAAAACUAUAAAUAAUUAACUCA
Molecule: messenger RNA, 2717 nt
Organism: Drosophila bipectinata
Lineage: Eukaryota; Metazoa; Arthropoda; Insecta; Diptera; Drosophilidae
Product: glutaredoxin domain-containing cysteine-rich protein CG12206
Biological process (GO): sensory perception of sound
Source: RefSeq, a predicted model, not a curated record